This is a messenger RNA of Teleopsis dalmanni, 5059 nucleotides long. It is a transcript of the gene loco, whose product is annotated as regulator of G-protein signaling loco. Gene Ontology annotation, biological process: signal transduction. The transcript has 5 exons. Gene Ontology annotation, molecular function: GTPase activator activity; protein binding. Bases 249 to 4958 code for a protein of 1569 amino acids. Lineage: Eukaryota; Metazoa; Arthropoda; Insecta; Diptera; Diopsidae. The record is from RefSeq and is a predicted model, not a curated record.
GAAUUUGUGUACGUGUAAAGUAUGUAUGCAUCUGGAAAAGUGCACAAAAUGCAUAAUAUGAAGUAAAAUUAAGCAUACUUACGGAAUUGCUCGAUCAUUUGUGUAAAACAAUAAAAAUAAAAAUGCAGAUGCUAAUAUUGAAAAUAGCUUUUUAAUGAAUGUAAAAAGUGAUUAGUUCAAAAUUGAUUAUGUCCAAAUAAAAUAAAUAAAUUAAUUGAAAAUAUACAAAUAUAAAUGCAUAGGCAAAAAUGCAUCACCAUCAUCACUCAACGUCAAUAGUAUCAAACUCUUUAAGUGAAGGUGGUAUUGCGCACCAACGAAGAAGAAAAAAACGGCCAAAUUACGGUACUCGUACUGUAGAAGUUCGUCGUGGCUAUAAUGGUUUUGGGUUUACCAUAUCUGGACAACAACCUUGUCGACUAUCAUGCAUAGUACAACAUUCUCCAGCAGACCAAGCUGGUUUACGUGCAGGUGAUUUCUUAAUUUCUGUUAAUGGACUCGGUGUAUCUAAAUUGCCCCAUGAAACUGUGGUACAAUUAAUUGGUAAUUCUUUUGGAAGCAUACGUAUGCAAAUAGCAGAAAAUUAUUUUUCUGAUAGUUCGGACGAAGAAAAUGCAUUUUUAUUGCAACGAAAACAAUUCAAUAGCACCUUAUCUUCAACGUCGGGACAAUCUGGGAUAUCGGGAAUAAAUGGUAAACCGCGAUUUUUAUAUCACAGAAAUAAAGUGCAUAGAUUACGGAAUUCUCCAAAUAAGCAAACUGUGAAGCAUCAUUUGCAAUCUGAGAGGCCACAUUUAAGGAAUUCUUCAAAAAGGCGUUCAGAACUUCAAACUUUACGGCCACUUAUAGAAGAUUUGCCUCUAACACUGCAGCUGAAUAGUACAAGCAAAACUGAAAAAAAAGCUUCCGAAAUCAAAAUAGAUGGAGCGCAACAAAUUUCUUCGGACGUAGCAAAUGUAAGUGCUAUGGUACGUAUACCACAUGCAGCUUUAGAAUAUCGCGUAAUAGUCGGUUACUUGGGAACUAUAGAAAUGCCAAAACAGAUAUCUAAUAAUUCAAAACUUCAAACUGUUAGAUCAUGUAUACGAAAAUUGCGUCAAGAAAAACGUCAACCUAGUACUGUUCUAAUGACUAUACUACCUGAUUGUCUGCGACUGCAAUCUUCAAACGGUACUGUUUUAGCUAGUUAUGCAUCUGAACGCUUGAAUUAUGUGAGCUCAUCGUCUGAAAGUGAAAAUCGAUUUUUUGGUCUUGUCACCAGUUCUAUACAUACAUCCCAAGCUGACGAAGAAGAUAAUGAUGAUACAGAAAGCAGAGAUUUUUCAGCCGCUGUUAGUCCAAAAACGAAAAAUAUAAGCAUUUCAAACAGUUGUCAUGUUUUUGUCAUAGAUACUAAAUUAUGUAGCCAUCAAUAUCACAAACUGUAUGCAGAUCAAUUUCAUAUACAAUGUACUGAAGAUCCAAUCUCGAAUUUAUGUUUAGAAUUUCCAAAUAAUUCUGAAUAUGUUGUUAAUUUAAUACGUAGCAUGUAUACAAUGCGCAUACUACCGGCCGCUACAUAUAAACAGCAUGAUAUUCCUGUACCUAAUAUGAAUUAUGCUGGAGCCUCACACUCUCCACAACCUAGUAAUAUAAGCGAAGUGUCUACAACUACUUCCAACUCUGAUUCAGGUAUCGGAUUUUAUAAUGAUGUCAAGAGUAUAUCUGAUCGAAUUCUAGUAGUUGAUUUUCCGAAAAGAGUGGAAUUUCGAAUGUGCAAUACUGCUGCACGGCCUAGUGGUAUUUUUAAUAAUUUUGAUGUUAUUGUCGAUAAACGUUUAACAGUACGCGCAAUGCCUGAUCCUGUAACUGAUGUUGCCCAACAAAUGCUUCCUGAGUUAUCUUCCAACUUCAAUUUAAUGAAUACUUCUUUAAGUAACUUACAAAUAACACGAUCUUGUGACGAUGUACUAUCAAUGGUGGAACGAACACAAAACAAGGAAGAUUUGUUUCCACAUACCUCCCUUAAUAAUAUAUCUUUAAAUUCAUUAGCUACACCACCAGUUAAUGAUACCAUAUUCCUUCAUCCAUCGUGUGUUGAACACAUAUCAGUACAUAAAAAACCUAUAAAUGAAUCUACAAAUGUUUUUCAAAAGAAUGCUGAUAUAACCAAUGUACAGAGUUCGUUGCAAACUAACACUUCAUUAUCGUAUAAAUUAAGCCCCCAAGUGUUUGUCUCGAAUACAAAACGUAAUUCCAAAUCGGAUAAGAGCAGUUUAAAUUUAGAAAUAAAUGACUAUUCGAACACUUUAGUAACAUCGAGUGAAAUCUGUGAAAACUAUUUAUGUAAAUGGAAUAGUUUACAAAAUCUGGAGACAACAUUAAGAAUUCAAAAUCGAGAUUUUCUCGGAGCUACAAACAGUGAACCAAAUUUAGGCGAGAAUUGUGAUUUGGACGUCGGUGCUUCGCCACUUAGAUGUGCUUGGAGCCAUUCAUCGUUUCGUACGCCACGUACGGAUAAACAUCUGAAAAAUCAAAGCCCAUUAGUUCGUCGCACUGCAUCCAUGACAGCUUCAGACAACGAUGUUUCUAUUAGAUCUGUGACAGAUAGUAAUAAAGAAUUUUAUCAAAAACAGCUCCAACAUCGUAUUCCUGUAAAUGACAAUCAAAAUGCACAGUUGACAACUAAUAAAAUUGUGAUAUCCAAUCCAAAAUUAUCGCAGGCAAAAAAAGAAAUAAUGGAAGAAUUAGUAACGUCGGGGGCAGCUGCUUGGGGUAAUUCUUUUGAACGCAUGCUAGAAGAUCCCUUUGGUUUACACACUUUCGCCGAGUUUUUGAAAAAAGAAUUUUCAGCGGAGAAUAUUUAUUUCUGGACUGCGUGUGAAAGAUAUCGACAGUUGGAAAAUAAAACUGAACGCAGUGUUCAAGCAUUAAGUAUUUUUAAUAAACAUUUAGGGGAUGGAGCAAUUGAACCUGUAAAUGUUGACUCGCAUGCUCGAAAUUUAUCUGAAGAAAAAUUAAAGUGUGCCGAAAUUGACAUUUUCAUACCGGCACAAAAACAAAUUUUUAAUUUAAUGAAAUUUGACAGUUAUCAAAGGUUCAUACGUUCCGAUCUUUAUAAAAGUUGUUUAGAGGCAGAGCAAAAAAAACAACCGUUACCGUACGGGAUGGAAGAUUUUGAUGAACUUCUACAAACUCAUUUUCAUCAAAAUAGCUUAUCAAAGCUAAAAAAAUCAGUAAGUAAUGCAGAAGACAGGCGUCGCAAAAGUUUACUUCCUUGGCAUCGUAAAAUGCGUAGUAAAUCUCGUGAUCGUGAAGCAGAGAAUAAGGCAACUACUUGCAAAGUACCACAGAUAGCUGCUAAUUCGCUUAAAAUACCAUCCGUAUUCCAAUCUAAUUCUACAAGUGAUAUUCACAGCUCUCGCUCUUCGCUUUCUUCUUUUGAUGCCUUACCGUCAGUACAUAUCGUUAAUCAAGUAGAUAGCCACAGUACGGAAUCCAUUACGUGUUCGCUCUGCCGAGUAAUACUCAGUGAUGGUGCUACUACAAUAGUCCAAAUUCGUCCCGAAGACACAGUAAAGCAGUUAGUUGAGCGUUUAUUGGAAAAGCGUGGAUUGAUAUAUAAAUUUUAUGACGUUGUCAUUAAUGGAAGUGCAAAAUCAAUUGACUUGCAAAAUUCUGCAACAGUGAUUGCGGGUAAAGAAGUAUUUAUAGAGCAACGUGUAGCAUUUAAAUUAGAUCUUCCUGAUCCCAAAGUUAUAUCAGUUAAAAGUAAACCAAAGAAACAAUUGCAAGAGGUUGUUCGUCCUAUCCUACUUAAAUAUAAUUAUUCAAUAGAUAACGUGCAUGUUGUAUUUCGUGAUACACAUGAGAUGGUUGAUUUAUCAUUGCCUGUCACUAUUGUUGAUGGUCAACGUUUACAGAUAAUUCAAAUAGACAAACCAAAUACAUCAAAAUAUUCAAAGCAAUGCUUAUUAAAAAGUGCACCAUUUCCUAUUAAAGUGGAGCAAUUAUCUUUCAUCAGUGAAGAAAAAUCUAAUAUAUACUGUGAAAAUACAGGUCAAAGUACGUUAGACGAAAUAACUAACAAAGUAUUUAGUGAGCUAUUGCAAGGUAAAGUUGAAGCACAUGCAUCCAACAAGCGGUUGUCAAUACCACCUAAUGAUGUGUGCUCUUUAAAAUCAGAUGAUUAUGUGUCUGAAUCCUCGUCUUUAUUUAACCGUGCACGGGAGAAAAACAAUCAAGGUUUGAAUCUAAAAAACAAGUUAUUUUGUAAUCAAAACUCCGAAGAAAAUAUUACAAGUUUUAAAUCUACAUGCUUAACUGAUGGAACAUCUCCAACUAUAGAGAUCAAGAAACCAAUAAUUGCGAAAUUAAAAGCUGGCGUUAAAGUGCAAGUAACUGAACGAAUGGUUGAAAAUCAAGAUGAACUGCUAGAAGGGUUAAAACGUGCUCAGCUUGCCCGAUUGGAGGACCAAAGGGGUACUGAAAUUAAUUUUGAACUACCUGAUUUUUUAAAAAAUAAAGAAAAUAUGAAUGAGGCUGCUUCUAAUCUCCGGAAAGUACGUGCAAAUUUAAGUCCAAUAAGUAAGCAGAUUACACUACAUGAGUCCCUAUCGUCAUUAAAAGAACUUCCUCAACCAGCACCAAGAUUUUCCAUUACUAAUAAAAAAUCGACAUCUAAUUCUACGAAAAAUUCUGACUUACAAAGCUUACAGCAAAUUCAACCAGAUGAAUUAAGUAUACCAGUAGAAGCUGAUAUUGUAUUAGGUGGGAAAAGCCCGCCACCUCUACCACCUAAACCAAAAGUAUUACCUACAAAGCCAUCAAAUUGGGGUGUAUCUUCUGUAAUUGGCACACACACAUCAUCCUCAUCGCUGUCUCUAUCCACUAAAAUACCAUUGACAGACCACAGUCGCAAAACACAAAUAUCUAAUGAACGUUGUUAUAUAGAAGAAACCAGCAGCAGCUUCGUUUAAUUAUGCAUGCAUAUCAUUAUUAAACUACAUUAUGAAUAUAUAUAUACAUAUGUAUAUAUCAUGUGUGUAAUGUAUAAAUUAUAAAACAUGAUUAUUCUACA